This is a messenger RNA of Fraxinus pennsylvanica, 1194 nucleotides long. NCBI's taxonomy places the organism in Eukaryota, Viridiplantae, Streptophyta, Magnoliopsida, Lamiales, Oleaceae. The record is from the annotation of a GenBank genome assembly.
AUGUUGGGUGUAUCAAGAAUAUGGGAGAAAGUGUCUAUGAUGGCAGAAGGGGGAUCUCAUUAUUGUUCUAAGAAGACGGAUGAUAUUUGUGAUGAGGAUUCAGGUCGGACCUUGAGCAUGGCGAGAUUGAAGUGUAUUCUACGUGGGCUGGAUAUAAAGGCCUAUAUAUUUCUUUUCGUCUUGGUCCCAACGUGCGUUUGUGUUAUAUAUUUGCACGGACAAAAGAUCACAUACUUUUUGCGGCCUUUAUGGGAGUCGGCACCUAAGCCCUUCCAUGAAAUUCCUCACUAUUAUCAGGAGAAUGUUUCCAUGGAGAAUCUUUGUAAACUUCAUGGUUGGGGAACACGUGAGUAUCCAAGACGUGUUUUUGAUGCGGUGUUGUUUAGCAAUGAGCUGGACAUGCUCAAGCUAAGAUGGAAGGAAUUAUACCCUUAUGUGACGGAGUUUGUUCUACUUGAGUCAAAUUCAACAUUCACUGGACUGCCAAAGCCUUUCAUUUUUGCUGCUAAUCGAGAUCGAUUUAAGUUUGUAGACUCGCGGUUAACUUACGGGCAAAUUCCUGGGAGAUUUCAUAAAGGACAAAACCCUUUUAUUGAGGAAGCAUAUCAGAGACUUGCUUUGGAUUAUCUUCUCAAACAAGCCGGUAUUCAGGAUGAUGACUUGCUGAUAAUGUCGGAUGUUGACGAGAUACCAAGUAGACACACUAUUAAUCUCUUGAGGUGGUGUGAUGACAUACCUUCAAUCCUCCAUCUUCGGUUGAAGAACUAUUUGUAUUCAUUCGAGUUUCUUGUCGAUAAUAAUAGCUGGAGAGCUUCAAUUCACAGAUAUCAAUCUGGGAAGACGAAGUAUGCACAUUAUCGGCAAUCAGACGACAUUUUGGCAGAUGCAGGGUGGCAUUGUAGCUUUUGCUUCCGACGCAUUAAGGAGUUCAUAUUCAAGAUGAAAGCUUACAGUCAUGUGGAUCGUGUCAGAUUUUCUCAUUAUAUGAAUCCUAGAAGAAUCCAAAGAGUAAUCUGCAGAGGGGCUGAUUUAUUUGAUAUGCUACCUGAAGAAUACACCUUUAAAGAAAUCAUCGGGAGAAUGGGGCCGAUUCCCCAUUCAUACUCGGCCGUGCAUCUCCCUGCAUAUGUUUUACAAAGUCCUGAAGAAUAUAAAUUUCUCUUGCCCGGGAAUUGCAUACGAGAAAGUGGCUGA